AUGCCACUCACCAUCCUCUCUCAAACACAACUCCGCUCCCUCCUCCUGUCGCUCUCUCGCGACCAGAUCAUUGAGCUCCAGCAGAACCUCUCCAAUGCUCUGCGGGACUACUCCACUGGUAGCCAAGAAAAGGGCUGUGCGGCUGCCUACCAACCCACGCGCACGGCCAUCACCCGUCAGAAUGGCUGCACCACCUUGUUCAUGCCCGCUAGCACGGGCAACACCCUGGGCAUGAAGAUGAUCUCCUUACAAGAUAACAUGACAUUGAUUGACGAGACGAGCCUACCCUUUGGAUUGAUCAACGCUCAUGAACUUACCCCCUUUCGCACCGCCUUGACCGCCACCAUGACCCUCAACAAACGCAAGCGCGUACGAACCGUGGUGGUGUUCGGGGCGGGCAAGCAGGCAUACUGGCACAUUCGGCUGGCGCUGAUCCUGCGCGGAGAGGGCAUCAAACGGGUGUAUAUUAUCAACCGAUCCUUUGACCGCGCGGCCCAGCUGCUGCGGGAUAUCUACAGCCCCGAGAACGCCAGCUGGCGCGGCGAUGUGAAAUUCUCCGCCGUCAGCACGGACUUUGUCGAGUACGACCGCAUCCUGCACGAUGCGCUGCUCAAGGCAGAUGCGAUCUUCUGCUGCACGCCCUCGACGGAACCGCUCUUCCCUGCACAGAUCCUCACAUCGCGCGACGGACGCCGAAAGGGCCGUCUGAUCAGCGCGAUUGGAUCAUAUCGGCCACACAUGACCGAGCUGCCACCUGAGUUGCUGCGCGACGAGGUGACGGUGCACAGCUCGCAUCGGCAUUUCCACAAGCAUGUGCGACGGAGUGGCGUAGUGGUGGUGGACAGUUUGGAUGCGGCGCUGAAGGAAGCCGGCGAGAUUGUGCAGGCGGGCAUCCGGCCGCAUCAGGUGGUGGAAUUGGGCGAGCUGCUGAUUGUGCGGGAUGCGUCGCGCGGGGAGGGCGACAACAGCGAAGAUGGCAAGAGUCUUCGGGAUUGGGUGGAGCGCGGGAAUGUGAUCUUCAAGAGCGUGGGGAUGGGCUUGAUGGAUCUGGUGACGGGCGGCGAUCUGGUGCGGUUGGCGCGGGAGAAGGGAGUGGGCACGACGCUGGAGGAAUUCUGA
This is a messenger RNA of Aspergillus niger, 1119 nucleotides long. RefSeq lists its product as uncharacterized. The record is from RefSeq and is a predicted model, not a curated record. Bases 1 to 1119 code for a protein of 372 amino acids. The transcript has 2 exons. NCBI's taxonomy places the organism in Eukaryota, Fungi, Ascomycota, Eurotiomycetes, Eurotiales, Aspergillaceae. Gene Ontology annotation, cellular component: cytoplasm.